Messenger RNA from Rotaria sp. Silwood2, 276 nucleotides. Lineage: Eukaryota; Metazoa; Rotifera; Eurotatoria; Philodinida; Philodinidae. The record is from the annotation of a GenBank genome assembly.
AUGAUAAGUUAUUCACAUCGUGAUCGACAAUUAUGUUAUCAAAUUCAUGAACGACUUGUUCAAGAUGAAUUCAGUGUUUGGAUUGAUCGUGAUAAUAUGCAUGGAGCUACAAUGACUGCUAUGGCAGAGGCUAUCGAAAAUUCUGAAUUUGUUCUCAUAUGUAUGUCGGAUACAUAUAAACAAAGUGUUUAUUGUCAAUCGGAAGCACAUUAUGCAUUUGAACGACGUUGUCAUUUGAUACCGCUUAUUAUGAAACCAACUUAUAAACCUGAUUAA